UUCUGGGGUUUCGCUCAUGUAUUUUCCCUUGUGGGUUGUUAUGUUCAUGGCUGUCUUCAUGGGUUUGGUUGGUUAUGGCCUCCAAUGGUUUGUCAUUCGUGGAAUCAUCCCUGUGCCCUAUGUCAUGUUCGAGUCCUAGUAAGUCAACUAAUCAGCCAAUCAUAGGGAAAACAAGCACAUCAUUUCAGUGAGGACUCCAUCUACCCCAAAAAACACUUGAAAACUGAGGUGAUGAAUUUUUUCCCUCACGAUCUCUUUUUCGUUUUGUUUUUGUAUUAGCAUGCAGGAAGAAAAACGUCAAAAUAAAAGUUGGGAGUCACUUAAUACUUCAAUCUAGGAUUUUCUUUUAUUUGGAAGUUUCCCGCUGAUGACAAGUUCGACACGGCAUUAUCAUGAUUGGUUCACUCUAGCUGAAAUUAAAUCCUACCCUAGGAAUUUAUAUCAUUGUAUUCACAAAAUGAAAUAAUAAAGUUGUGGACCUAAAAAUAUCAUUUCUGACAAAAUCUAAAUCAAUGUUAAGUAAAGCAUAUUGUAUUAAAUUAACAAUAGAACUAUGCAAGUCGGUGUGACAGAUACAAAAGUAUAUACGAAAAUGGAUAAUGUUAGGGUAAAUCCAUUUUCCCUAAAUCAACUAUUUGUUUUGUUAAACUAAGUUAGAUUUGUUUGUGUUUUUCUUUUGGCUUAAUUGUAAUAAUAAUCUCUGAAUUUUACCUCUAAUUUAAUUUUUAUACUCUCAUAUUAGUUUCUUUAGUACUCAAACUUAACAAUGUGUUGCUUCAUUGGUCAUUUUCACUAACUCCGUCUUUUUUCCGUUAAAUCUAGGGUUUUAUUCAGAAAUUCAACUUAAAACUUCAAAAAACAAUAGAAGAAACUAAAAAAAAAUGAUAAUUUAUAAAUUAAUAUCUAAAACUUGAAACAAAUGAAAUUUAAAUUACAAAAAUACAAAAUAAAAAGGGUUGGAGUUUAGCAACUUGUAGAUAUUAAGCAACACGAUUUCAUAGUUGGUAGGAGAUCAAACUGUGGUUGGACUAAAAUAACUAACAAAUCACAUAUUAAGCUACGAAAAAAUAAUUUAUAUGCAUUCAAUUUUCUUACUCAAAAAAAAAUUUGAUAUUUAAGAUUUUUUUUUUCUCAUUUUUAAAUUCAUUUUUAGUUAUGUGGUAUACAGUUCCAAUAUACGCUUGAAGUUCAUGAGAAAUAGAUGGCAUUAGUGAAAAAGACCAAUGGUACAACACAUUUUAAGUUCAAAGACUAGAAAAACUAAUGAGUUCAGAGACUAAAAUUAAACUAGGGGUAAAAUUCAAAAAUCAUUGCUACAAAUAAGCCUUUUUUCUUUCUAAAGAACCAAUAUUGACUCACAAAGUAUUAGUACACAUGACCUCGAGUGCAUGAAUAAACGCUCUUAACUACGUACGUUGCAAAUCCCUAGCAAAUAAGGUUUAUUUCUUUGAGUAAAUAAGAAAAAUGCUUCAAAGAAUUAAGAAUAAGGCCACAACACAAGUUGGGACAAGUGAUCCUCAUUUCAUUAGGAGCUAGUAAUGAAAAAGCAGCAAAAAACAAUUGAGAUCAAAAUAAAAACCAAAUGAAGAUUGAGGAUCAUAAAACAAUUAACCAGAUGAUUAAUGUUAAGUGUUUUGGCUUGGCAGGUAUAUCUUCUAAGCUUGUUGGCUGGAUGCAGCAUCUGCUGGUUCAACACAGUCUGCUAUGUUCUAUGCAUCAGACACUUCCAAGCCAACCGCGCACUCGCGUUGUCCCUCACAAUCAGUUUCAAUGGGUUAAGUGCAGCCCUCUACACCCUUAUUGCCAACGCGGUAAACCCGAACAGUGAUACCAUCUACCUCUUCCUUAAUGCUCUAGUUCCUCUCUUCCCAUCCGUCGUUGCAUUAAUCCCUGUGCUCCGUCAGCCCCCAGUUCAGUCCCUUCCCGCUGAGGCCACUCGCCGUGACUCCAUGAUUUUUCUUUGCCUAAACAUCUUAGCUGUGGUCACAGGCCUAUAUCUCCUCCUCCUCAACUCACUAUCAUCUGAUGCAUCAAAAGCUCGGAUACUCUUAGUUGGUGCGAUUUGUCUCCUAAUCCUACCUCUGUGUCUGCCUGGAAUGGCAUAUGCGCGUGAGUGGGCUCGUAGGAACUCCCCCUCAAGCUUCCUUUCUGAAAUCUCGUCAACCUUCAAUCUGGUUGACACUGAUGAUCUUGAGCUCCACAAGGAACUCAUUGCUGGAAGUGAAAAUGAUAAUGCCACGAAUGCCACAAAUCCCACCAACACCAGUUCGUAUGGGCUGAUACACAGGGAAGGCUUUUUUGGGUGUUUCGCUUGUUUUGGGAAGGUGAUGGAAAAAGACAGGUUGACAGUGCUAGGUGAAGAGCACUCAGCUAGGCUGCUCGUACGCCGGUGGGAUUUUUGGCUAUACUAUGCUGCAUACUUAUGUGGGGCAACUAUCGGGUUGGUCUACAGCAACAAUCUAGGCCAGAUUUCAGAAUCACUUGGAUACAGUUCCCUGACUAGUUCUCUUGUCACAGUAUAUUCUUCAUGCUCCUUCUUCGGCCGUUUGCUCUCAGCUGCACCAGAUUUCCUGCGUGACAAGGUCUAUUUUGCAAGGACUGGAUGGCUAGUAGUUGCGCUGGUGCCAACACCAAUUGCCUUCUUUCUGCUGGCCGCAUCAGGCAGUGAGGCAAUGCUGCGUACGGGAACAGGCUUAAUUGGGAUAAGCUCCGGCUUUGUGUUUUCUGCAGCUGUGUCAGUCACAUCAGAGAUUUUCGGCCCAAACAGCGCGGGUGUAAACCACAACAUCCUCAUCACCAACAUCCCAAUUGGCUCACUCCUAUAUGGCCUUCUUGCAGCUUUGGUGUAUGAUUCCCAUGAAGGAAGCUCAAUCACCCCAGUGAGCUUGUUAAAGGAUGCAACAUUGUGCAUGGGAAGGUCAUGCUAUAGGCAGACAUUCAUAUGGUGGGGCUGUAUUUCAAUAGUAGGUUUAACUUCAAGCUUCUUGCUAUUCCUACGGACAAGGACCGCUUAUAAUCGAUUUGAGAGGAACAGAAAUCGGAAACAAGUCACAGAAUCCUCCUUACAAACCUCCUCUUAGCUUCAAAUUUUCAUAAUUUUAUAAAUGGUAACUUUUGGAAAAGCUCAUAGAUGUGGGAUUUCAUAUAAUGGUAACUUCGGGAAAAGCUUAUAGAUGUGUGGGAUUUCAAAUGAAACAUAGACGUAAGCAAUGAGUAUAUGCAUGUUAGACUGAGAAAAUAAAGAGAUUACAUGUAACAUAGUAGAAGGUAAGAUGUCAGAAAGAGAAUGUUAGAAAUUUUUUAGAUGAGUUCUAACCAUCUUUCACCCUUC
Molecule: messenger RNA, 3331 nt
Organism: Pyrus x bretschneideri (Chinese white pear)
Lineage: Eukaryota; Viridiplantae; Streptophyta; Magnoliopsida; Rosales; Rosaceae
Product: protein NUCLEAR FUSION DEFECTIVE 4-like
Exons: 3
Coding region: 1623-3080 (485 amino acids)
Cellular component (GO): membrane
Source: RefSeq, a predicted model, not a curated record